Penicillium nucicola is the source of this 423-nucleotide messenger RNA. It is a transcript of the gene pfy1, whose product is annotated as profilin. The record is from RefSeq and is a predicted model, not a curated record. Lineage: Eukaryota; Fungi; Ascomycota; Eurotiomycetes; Eurotiales; Aspergillaceae. The transcript is spliced from 5 exons. Gene Ontology annotation, cellular component: cell cortex. Gene Ontology annotation, molecular function: actin monomer binding. The annotation marks the transcript as partial.
GUUACUCUCUGUCUCUUCACUAUCAUAAUGGGUGCUCACUCAGCAGUUUGGCAAGGCUACGUCGACUCCAGCCUCAUGGGCUCGGGUCAAUUCGACAAGGCCGGUAUCCUCGCCGCUGACUUCUCCGGUCUCGAGGCCGCCUCCCCCGGCUUCACUCUCUCACAGGAGGAAAUCAACUCCUUGAUCGCUGCCUACACCUCAAGCGACAACGCCUUCGCCGCGGGUAUCUCCGUUGGUGGUGAGAAAUUCAUUUGCAUCAAGGCUGAUGAGCGCAGUGUAUACGGCAAGAAGAACAAGGAGGGUGUUAUUAUUGCCCGCGCCUCGGCUUGCACCAUUAUCGCUCACCACACCGAGAGCGUCCAGACCACCAAUGCCGCCAAGGUUGUCGAAGACCUCGUCGACUACAUCAACAACCCUCAAUAG